Messenger RNA from Dipodomys ordii (Ord's kangaroo rat), 5369 nucleotides. It is a transcript of the gene Bclaf1, whose product is annotated as BCL2-associated transcription factor 1. NCBI's taxonomy places the organism in Eukaryota, Metazoa, Chordata, Mammalia, Rodentia, Heteromyidae. The record is from RefSeq and is a predicted model, not a curated record. Gene Ontology annotation, cellular component: mediator complex. Gene Ontology annotation, molecular function: DNA binding; transcription coregulator activity. The coding region runs from base 234 to 2993 and encodes 919 amino acids. The transcript has 13 exons. Gene Ontology annotation, biological process: positive regulation of transcription by RNA polymerase II.
GUGACGGCGACGGGCUAGCGCGUCGAAGCUACCGCUAUGGUUUUUCCCUCUCCUUCUUGAGUCGGGAAAUGGCCGCUGUGUAGUUACAACGGAGAUAAGUCCCGGGAACCGUUCUCUGCCGUGUCAGGAGUUUGAACUUACAGUUAAUUUCCAAGAACAUUUAUACCAGAAUUUUACAAUAUUGAAGACUGCACUUACAUUUGGAUCCUGCAUAAAGUUUAAGGAGAAACGAAAUGGGUCGCUCCAAUUCUAGAUCACAUUCUUCAAGAUCAAAAUCUAGAUCACAGUCUAGUUCUCGGUCAAGAUCAAGAUCACACUCUAGAAAGAAGAGAUACAGUUCUAGGUCUCGUUCCAGGACAUAUUCAAGAUCUCGUAGUAGAGAUCGUAUAUAUUCUAGAGAUUAUCGUCGAGAUUACAGAAAUAAUAGAGGAAUGAGACGACCUUAUGGGUACAGAGGAAGGGGUAGAGGGUAUUACCAAGGAGGAGGAGGUAGAUAUCAUCGUGGUGGUUAUAGACCUGUUUGGAAUAGAAGGCACUCAAGGAGUCCUCGACGAGGUCGUUCACGGUCCAGGAGUCCAAAAAGAAGAUCUGUAUCUUCUCAAAGAUCUCGAAGCAGAUCUCGUCGGUCAUAUAGAUCCUCUAGGUCUCCAAGAUCAUCAUCAUCUCGUUCUUCAUCCCCAUAUAGCAAAUCUCCAGUCUCUAAAAGACGAGGGUCUCAGGAAAAACAAACCAAAAAAGCUGAAGGGGAACCUCAAGAAGAGAGUCCAAUGAAAAGUAAAUCACAGGAGGAACCGAAGGAUACAUUUGAACAUGAUCCAUCUGAAUCUAUUGAUGAGUUUAACAAAUCGGCCACAUCUGGUGAUAUUUGGCCCGGCCUUUCAGCUUAUGAUAAUAGUCCCAGGUCACCUCAUAGUCCUUCACCUAUUCCUACACCACCUAGUCAAAGUUCAUCUUGCUCAGAUGCCCCCAUGCUUAGUACAGUCCACUCUGCAAAAAAUACCCCCUCUCAACAUUCACAUUCCAUUCAGCAUAGUCCUGAAAGAUCUGGGUCUGGUUCUGUUGGAAAUGGAUCUAGUCGAUACAGUCCUUCCCAGAAUAGUCCAAUUCAUCAUAUCCCUUCACGAAGAAGCCCUGCAAAGACAAUCACACCACAGAAUGCUCCAAGAGAUGAGUCUAGAGGACGGUCUUCAUUUUAUCCUGAUGGAGAUCAGGAAACUGCAAAGACUGGAAAGUUCUUAAAAAGGUUCACAGAUGAAGAGUCUAGAGUAUUCCUGCUUGAUAGGGGUAAUACUAGGGAUAAAGAAGCUCCCAAGGAGAAAGGAUCAGAGAAAGGGAGGACAGAGGGAGAGUGGGAAGAUCAGGAAGUCCUAGAUUACUUCAGUGAUAAAGAGUCUGGAAAACAAAAGUUUAAUGAUUCAGAAGGGGAUGACACAGAGGAAACAGAGGAUUAUAGACAGUUUAGGAAAUCAGUCCUUGCAGAUCAGGGUAAAAGUUUUGCUACUGCAUCUCACCGGAAUACUGAGGAGGAAGGACCCAAGUACAAGUCCAAAGUUUCACUGAAAGGCAAUAGAGAAAGUGAUGGAUUUAGAGAAGAAAAAAGUUACAAACUUAAAGAGACUGGAUAUGUAGUGGAAAGGCCUAGCACUACAAAAGAUAAACACAAGGAAGAAGACAAAAGUUCUGAAAGAAUAACAGUAAAAAAAGAAACUCAGUCACCUGAGCAGGUAAAGUCUGAAAAGCUCAAAGACCUCUUUGAUUACAGUCCCCCUCUCCAUAAGAAUCUGGAUGCAAGAGAAAAAUCUACCUUCAGGGAGGAGAGUCCACUUAGGAUCAAAAUGAUAGCCAGUGAUUCUCAUCGUCCUGAAGUCAAACUCAAAAUGGCACCUGUUCCUCUUGAUGAUUCUAACAGACCUGCCUCCUUGACUAAAGACAGGCUACUUGCUAGUACGCUUGUCCAUUCUGUCAAGAAGGAGCAAGAAUUCCGAUCCAUCUUUGACCACAUUAAGUUGCCUCAGGCCAGCAAAAGCACUUCAGAGUCUUUUAUACAGCACAUUGUGUCCUUGGUUCAUCAUGUUAAAGAGCAAUACUUCAAAUCACCUGCAAUGACCCUGAACGAGCGUUUCACUUCAUAUCAGAAAGCCACUGAAGAGCAUAGUGCCCGGCAAAAGAGCCCUGAGAUACACAGGAGAAUUGACAUCUCUCCAAGUGCCCUGAGGAAGCAUACGCGUUUAGCAGGGGAAGAGAGAGUUUUUAAAGAAGAAAAUCAGAAGGGAGAUAAAAAAUUAAGGUGUGAUUCUGCUGAUCUUCGGCAUGACAUUGAUCGUCGUAGAAAAGAAAGAAGUAAAGAACGGGGGGAUUCCAAGGGCUCCAGGGAAUCCAGUGGAUCAAGAAAGCAGGAAAAAACUUCAAAAGAUUACAAGGAAUACAAAUCUUACAAAGACGACAGUAAACAUAAAAGUAGAGAGCAAGAUCAUUCUCGAUCAUCAUCAUCUUCAGCAUCACCUUCAUCUCCCAGUUCUAGAGAAGAAAAGGAGAGUAAGAAGGAAAGAGAAGAAGACUUUAAAACUCACCAUGAACUGAAAGAAUACUCAGGCUUUGCAGGAGUAAGCAGACCACGAGGAACCUUUUUUCGAAUUAGAGGCAGAGGAAGAGCCAGAGGAGUUUUUGCUGGGACAAAUACUGGUCCAAACAACUCAAAUACUACUUUUCAAAAGAGACCGAAGGAAGAGGAAUGGGAUCCAGAAUAUACCCCAAAGAGCAAGAAGUACUUCUUGCAUGAUGAUAGAGAUGAUGGUGUGGAUUAUUGGGCCAAAAGAGGAAGAGGUCGUGGUACUUUUCAACGUGGCAGAGGGCGCUUUAAUUUCAAAAAAUCAGGUAGUAGUCCAAAAUGGACUCAUGACAAAUACCAAGGGGAUGGGAUUGUUGAAGAUGAAGAAGAGACCAUGGAAAAUAAUGAAGAAAAGAAGGACAGACGCAAAGAAGAAAAGGAAUAGUGAUUCUGAAGUAAGAUUGCAACAGAGAGCAGAACUUGCACCCACCAUUUUUUUUAACCUGAUUUUUGUUUUCAUAUAAGAAUGUAAGCAUUUUACUUAAAAUUUACUGUUUGCAAGUAGUCUAGAAAUUUGUUUUAAAGUCUUCAAAUACCUUGAAGAAACAGUAGACUGUAUGUUGAAAAUCGUACUGAUAAAAAGUAGAAAAUUGUUACGUACCAUAUUUGUAACUAUCAACUUUUAAAAAAGAACUUUUACUGUUUUUGUUACAUGCAUUGUAAUUCUGCUUUGUCUAUAUGAUAUGGUCAAGUACAGCUCUGUGAAAGUUCUGAUUCUCUCCUCCCUGUUUGUUACUGUUUUAUUCUGAAGUAAACGUUAGCUCUACACAAAUCCUUGAAGAGAAAUUGUCUGUAGUGACCACACUAAUAAUUUUAACUCCAUAUCCUUAAUCUGAACACUACAUUAUAGGGUGACUGGUGUUUGAAACAUACCAUGAAGUUGUUACUUUGGUCAAACCAGCUUAACAUUUCUGCAAAUAUUAAGGAAAAACAAGCUUUGCCAAUAGCUAUAAAAGUAAAAAUUACCAAGUUGAGAAAAUACUAUUUUUAAUGAAAGCAAGCCGUGGCCUACAAAACAAUCCUUUUUAGGAGUCUUUCACUAUUUGAGUUCAAAAUUGAGUAUUCUCUUUACAUUCUUUUGAUAGCUUGAGUCAUGGUCUUUAGUAUCAGCUGUUUGAGACAGGGAAACUGGUUUGUAGUGAAAUUGAAAACAAAAAUCCUUGUUCCACAGAACCAUGUUAGUAUUCAAAGAACAAAACCUGUACUUCUGGUAUUGGUAUGGAUGAGGUUUAUCCUGCAGAGUAAUUUGAUGUAAUAUAUGAUUUGACAGCUUACUUAUUUGAGCUUCUGAACAGCUGAAGAUUAGUUUGUAGUGUAAUCACAAGAAGUGGCAGACAACAUAACUGUUCACUAGUAUAAUAUUUUAAGUAACAUGUUCUAAUGUCACCAAUAAAAGAUUUUGUCAGGAAAAUUGUAGUAUUGAUUUAACUUGAUUCUCCACUCCCCCUCAUUUCAGUUGUAAUUUGUAAAAUGGCCUUUUUUGUUUUCUAUUGUUCAGGUAGCUAAUCUUAAAUGUCAGUUUUUUUUUAAUGUAAAGGAGUAAAAAUAGUAAACUUCAGUGUUGUUUUGUUUUAAUAUGUAAAGGAAGUCAGAUUCAUUGGAUUCAGCUGGAUGACUUGUAUAUUUUUGCAUUUAAAAAUGCUCACUAUUAAUGUAAGCUUUUAAGGCUCUUUAAUUUUCAGUUUUGAUGGUUUUGCAGUGUGUCUUUCAUCUUGAUUAUAGCCGGGGAUUUUAGCUAGGAGGUAUUAGAAACAAAACUACACCAAAGUUAGCAUACACUUUCUUUGGCUUAAGAUUCUUAGUGUUGUAUUAUUUUUUACAAUUGUUUCUGAAAUUAGUAAAUCAGAAUGAAUAUCCACCAAAGCCAAGUUUGUGUUGCAUUAUUCUGGACAUAAUACUGCAUUUGGAGUGAUACUAAUAUUAAAACAACAUGGAUUUGACCCCUCACACAAUUCUCAUGACCAUUCUAUUUACAAGUAUACAGAUAAACUUAUUUUAAAAGUUACUAAUUGGUUAGACACCGAAUCUAUGCAUGUUUAUAAAUGUGCAGGUUUUGCUUUUGUAUUUAAGACAGAAUGGAAUUUGCUGAGAAAUUAUUUAUAGGAAGUUGGCAAGUUAUAUAAAUACAGUGCUAUAACUUUUAGUUACUUUUAUUAUCUUUAAGUUGAGAAAAGAAUAUCCUACCAGACAUUGUAGAGUAGGGUAAUUAUGAGAAUUCCACAGUAUAAUACCAUUAUGAUUGUUACCUUUUUCAGAGCUAAGCAUAUAAACAAGUAGUGUGUGUUAUUUUUUUAAGCCACAAUUUUAAUUCUACACUGUGACAUGUUUUAAAGCUGAGUUGGUUCCUUUGGUAAGUUACUAGAUUACAAGUGCCAGAAAAUAACUUGGAUAGCUGCAUUAACAUACUUUCUUUUGCCUAGAGCAAAGAAAUAAAAAUGAACCAAAGGAUUUUUCCAGAAAAAAUAAGAUGUUUAAGAAGGCCAUGACUCAAUUCUUGGGUGUGUAUGCUUUUCACCAUCCUAGGAAUUUUAAUAACAAAAAGCAAAAUAAGUUUCCCCCAAUUGCAUUCUACUUCAAGGAAUUGCUGUUGUUCCCUUUUUUGUCACCGUUGAAAUCAUUGUUGGGAAUUAUAAUUUGAGAAAAAAUAUUACCCAGUAAGGAUGAAUGUAGAUGGCUAAACGAUUUUUACUCAAUGUGAUGUAUAAACAGGGACUCUUGUAAAUUGUCAUAUGCCAAUAAAAUGUCAUAAGUGGUAACAGCU